GCAGGAGUGAAAAUAUUAACCGUUGGGAAAAAAAAAAUCAUUUAACCAAGACGUCUUGCUUCUCAUAUCCUAGUCUAUUCCACCACGUACAUUAUGGCUGUCCAGACCUCCUCCUUUGUCAAGAAACUUGCUGCCAACGAUCGUCCGACCAGAGAAGCUGCGUUGGAGUCCUUGCGGAAGUUCUUAUCCAACAAGCAGACCUCCAUGCCGCUCUUGGAGUACCAGAAGUUGUGGAAAGGGUUGUAUUACUCCAUGUGGUUCUGCGACCGUCCGAGACCGCAACAGCGUCUUGCGGAUGCCUUAGGGGCCUUGUUUUCCGAAACCAUCCCAGCCAAGAAUUUUGGUGUCUUUGUGGACUCUUUCUGGUUUGUCAUGGGGAAGGAGUGGGUUGGCGUGGACCAGCACCGUAUUGACAAGUACUACAUGUUGUUGAGAAGAGUCAUUAACCAUUCCUUCAGGAAGUUGCAGACGCAGAAGUGGGACAAGAACUUUGUGGAUUUGUACCUCGGGGUUAUGAUGCAAGGUCCGUUGAGCGGCGAUGCCAAGAUUCCCUACGCCAUCCCAUACCACAUCAUUGAUAUCUACAUCGAUGAGUUGGAGAAGGUUAUGUUUGCUGACAUUGAAGAGGAAGGUGAGGAAAAGGAAGCGCAGAUCGCACAGAAGAAGCAAGACAUCAUUGAUAAUACUCCUAUCAAGGCCUUGUUAUUACCGUUCGAGAGAUUGAAUAAGAAUGCGUUGUUGAAGACUCUCAGAUUGAAGGUCAAGGAGGACAUUUUCGAAGAUGACAGAUUAGCCGAGUGGGGGAUUGUUGAGAAGGAGGAGGAAGUCAAGGACUCGGAUGAUGAGAGCGACGACGAAUGGCAUGGUUUCUAAGUGACUGCCACUGUGUACUAUAGUGUUAAUGAAUGAUUAAUAUGAAUGUGUGUAGGGCGAUGAAAAUCGUGGAUAAUUGUCGAUCUAUGUAGGAACGGGGAAGGUUGACGAGGUGUCGGGACUUGAAUCUGGGUUUCGUACCUCCGCCAAAUCAAGAUCCAUCAAUUGUGGCUUGAAUAGUGUUACUGCUGUUGGAUAGAUUAUCAUCACAGCAAUGAUACCACCUUUAAUGAUGAAAUUAGGCAAAUUUAUUAAACAGCUUUGCCAUGACAAUUUGUCCUAUGUGACGCAAACUAGGAAUAUAAAACUCAUGCUUCAAUCGGAUCUUACGAAAUAGGCUUUGAUGAAGCCGUCAGUAAGAGAACCA
Molecule: messenger RNA, 1240 nt
Organism: Babjeviella inositovora NRRL Y-12698
Lineage: Eukaryota; Fungi; Ascomycota; Pichiomycetes; Serinales
Exons: 1
Coding region: 94-873 (259 amino acids)
Biological process (GO): rRNA processing
Cellular component (GO): preribosome, small subunit precursor; preribosome, large subunit precursor; nucleus
Source: RefSeq, a predicted model, not a curated record